This is a messenger RNA of Capsella rubella, 1671 nucleotides long. Its product is annotated as myrosinase 4. The record is from RefSeq and is a predicted model, not a curated record. Gene Ontology annotation, molecular function: beta-glucosidase activity. Gene Ontology annotation, biological process: carbohydrate metabolic process. NCBI's taxonomy places the organism in Eukaryota, Viridiplantae, Streptophyta, Magnoliopsida, Brassicales, Brassicaceae. Bases 4 to 1530 code for a protein of 508 amino acids. The transcript is spliced from 12 exons.
GCCAUGACAUUUCGUGAAACUUGCAUCUUUGUGAUUCUCUUUGUAGCUUUAAGUGCAACGAGUCAACGAGUUUGUGAUCCAGUGUGCCAAGCUAAAGAACCCUUCAACUGCAAUGAUGCGAGAACUUUCAGUCGAACCAAUUUUCCUAGAAACUUCACUUUUGGUGCAGCAACUUCAGCAUAUCAAAUUGAAGGUGCUGCGCGUAGAGCGGUAAAUGGAUGGGACUACUAUACUCAUAGAUAUCCAGAAAGGGUUCCAGACCGCACUACGGGAGAUCUAGCAUGCAACUCCUAUGAGCUUUAUAAGGAGGAUGUUCAAUUACUGAAACGCUUGAAUGUUCAAGCUUACAGAUUCUCAAUAGCAUGGUCAAGGGUCUUGCCAAAGGGAAAGCUUAGUGGAGGAGUGGAUGAGAAUGGAAUAAAAUAUUACGACAAUCUCAUCAACGAACUCAAAUCAAAUGGUAUAGAACCAUUCGUGACAAUAUUCCAUUGGGAUGUCCCUCAAACUUUAGAAGACGAGUAUGACGGUUUUUUAAGCCGACGUAUAGUGGGUGAUUUCAAGGAUUACGCUGAGCUUCUCUUUCAAAGAUUUGGGGAUAGAGUGAAGUAUUGGAUCACAUUUAAUCAACCUUACACGUUCGCAAAUAGAGGUUAUGGAGAUGGAUCAUUUCCACCGGGGCGAUGCACAGGUUGUGAAUUCGGAGGAAACUCUGGUACAGAACCUUAUAUUGUUGGCUAUCACCAGCUUCUUGCUCAUGCUACAACUGUAUUAACAUAUCGACAAAAGUACAAGAGGUUACAAGGUGGAAAUAUUGGAAUAACCUUAAUUGGAAGAUGGUUUGUUCCUUUAAAUGAUGCAAGCGUUUCAGAUCAGAUGGCUGCGCGGCGCGCAUUUGAUUUCAUUGUUGGAUGGUUCUUGGAUCCUCUUGUGUAUGGAGAUUAUCCAAAGAUCAUGAAAGAUACUUUGGGUACAAGAUUGCCUAGAUUCACACUUUUGGAGUCUCAAUUAGUGAAAGGAUCCAUAGAUUUUCUUGGUUUAAAUUAUUACUUCACACAAUAUGCAACUGAUUCAUUACGACCCAUUUCGACACCACCCAACAUCCAAACUGAUAUAAGAGCCAAUUUUAGUACUUCUCGUGGUGGAAUUAUAAUUGGUGUUCAAAGUGCUAAUUUUGUGUAUUAUCCUCCUGGAUUUCGACAAAUUCUGAACUAUAUCAAAGAUAAUUACGCAAACCCACUUACCUACAUCACGGAGAAUGGAUUUUCUACUUUCGGGAAUCUCACACUUGCUGAAGCACUAGCAGACCAAGGACGAAUUGAAAGCCAUUGUAGUCAUUUGGCUUGCCUCAAGUGCGCAAUCGAGGAUGGAUGCAACGUAGCUGGGUAUUUUCCAUGGUCUUCGAUGGAUAAUUAUGAGUUCAGUCAAGGUUACACAAUCCGUUUUGGUAUGAAUUGGGUGAACUUCACUAAUCCAGCGGAUAGAAGAGAGAAAGAUUCAGCUAAAUGGUAUUCCAUGUUCAAUACGAACUGAAGAUAAUAUAUGAAACAUGCAUGAAGUGAUCGCCUAAAAAAGCUACUAUAUAUGUGUUACGUUGUAACAACAACUAAACGGACUUUCAUGUCCCCUAAAUAGAAAAAUAAAUUCGAAAUAUAUAUAUGAUGUUCUCUAUAA